GUUCAAGAUGGGCCUAACUGGCAGAAGGCACCUGUUUUUGGAUUAUAACUGGAAUAUUUGUACACUGUGUAUCAACUCCAAGAAUGGGUUUCAAUAAUUCAUUAUCCAUUUGGGAACAUAAAAAUGGAGAGCUUAAAGUAGCAGUAUUCAUUUGGGUUUUUUUUUCCUUUGUAAAGGGAGCUUUGUAAUUUUUUUUUAAUGUUUGUUUUUGAGAGAAAGCAUGAGUGGGAGAGGAGCAGAAAGAGAGAGAGAUAGGGAGACCCAGAAUCCAGGCCCCAGACACAGGCCCCAGGUUCUGAGCUGUUAGCACAGAGCCUGACUCAGGGCUUGAACCCACAAACUGCGAGAUCAUGACCUGAGCCAAAGUCAGAUGCUUAACCGACUAAGCCAUCCAGGUGCCCCUAUAACUGAUAGUUUAUUUAAGCGCUCAUAAGUGAAUUACAUUAAUUCCUUCAUGCUCCAGCUAUCAUUCCUUUACAGACUGAGAAAUCAUUUAGGAUAAUCUAUAUGUAAAUGACAAUGACUCAACCAUUGGUUGAAAACCAAAAGUGUCUAAAGGAUCUUAAUUUACCAGUCAUUGAUUUCUUUAUUUGGGGAGGCCAUCCAUUCUCUUUCUUCAUCUUCCUGCUCUGAGGCACCUUUUUAAUAAAAGGGAGGAUCUGGGGGCAGUUUGCUACUAGAGCAGACUAUGGAAAUCCUCCAUAUGUAGUUAGGGUAUAAUUUAAAGGACUUCCUAUAAAUGGAUCUUUAUUAAUCCCAAGAGAUCUUCUCCAUGAUUUUUAGAAAGACGACUUUCCUGCCACUCUAUGUGCAAUGUGGCAUGUGUGUGUUAUGACUUAGAGUCAUGUUUUGGCCUGUGAAGCACAAAAACCUUUCUGGAGCCAAGUUUUGUCGGUGCUAAUACAUGCCCUUUACAUCCCACAUUCCUUAAUUGCUUCAGAACACUCACCUGAUAGGUGAGCAGCCCUCACACCCUUAUGAGAGAGGUAAGGUCAUUGGUUAGUUUCCCCAGGAGUUUGGAUUGCUCUUCCACAUGAGGUGGCAGAGCCCUGGCCUGCCAGCAGAGAUAUGCCUUGAGGUCCAGACUGCCAGAGCGAGCUCUGUAAGAGGACUAAGGAGCGGGAGUCCAGCCCGGAGGCAGCUCUCCUGACUGCUGGGUAUUUUUCUCUGGAGUGUGUCAAGAGCAGGAAAUGUGACAACGUCAGUUAGGCAAUGGCAAGGUGAGUGUCCUCACAGACCAAGUGGAAGCACAAGGAGAAAAGAUUCGGGACCUGGAGGUGUGCCUGGAAGGACACCAGGUGAAACUCAAUGCCGCCGAAGAGAUGCUUCAACAGGAGCUGCUAAGUCGCACGUCUCUUGAGACCCAGAAGCUUGAUCUGAUGACUGAAGUUUCUGAGCUGAAACUCAAGCUGGUUGGCAUGGAGAAGGAGCAGAGAGAGCAGGAGGAGAAGCAGAGAAAAGCAGAGUCGGUUCUGAAUGUGAUCAGUGAGCUGCAGGAGCAGAUGUGUAGGCUGCAGCUGGACAUCCACAGGCAGAUUCAAGAGCGCCUCUUACUCAGUAGGGGCUGCCCUGAGGAGGUGGCGGCUGGUGACGGCGCAGCCGAGCCCUCGCCCUGCGGCCAGGACUGUGCCUGUUGGGAGGGGUCACCUGAGUUACUGCAAGAGCUCAGGCACCUCAAAAUCAAGGUAGAAGAGUUGGAGAAUGAACGGAAUCAGUAUGAGUGGAAGCUGAAGGCCACUAAGGCUGAGGUAGCCCAGCUGCAAGAGCAGGUGGCCCUGAAGGAUGCAGAAAUUGAGCGCCUGCACAGCCAGCUCUCCCGGACUGCAGCCCUGCACAGCGACCACGCAGAAAAAGACCAAGAAAUUCAACGUCUGAAAAUGGGGAUGGAAACUUUGCUUGUUGCCAAUGAAGAUAAGGACCGUCGGAUAGAGGAGCUCACAGGGCUGUUAAACCAGUAUCGGAGGGUGAAGGAGAUCGUGAUGGCAACUCAAGGGCCUGCAGACAGAACUCUCUCAAUCAAUGAAGAAGAACUCGAGGGAAGUUUCCGAAAGUGGAACAGUGCAAACAAAGGCCCUGACGAAUUACUUAAGCCAGAGAUGCCUCCAAGAUGUAGUUCUCCCACCGUGGGGCCACCUCCACUCCCGCAGAAAUCACUGGAAACCAGGGCUCAGAAAAAGCUCUCAUGUAGUCUAGAAGACCUGAGAAGUGAACCUGUGGACAAGUGUGUCGAUGGGAACCAGCUCUCCCCAGUGAUAGAACCCAAGGACGACCCUUUCCUGGCAGAGCACAAAUACCCCACAUUACCUGGGAAGCUUUCGGGAGCUACGCCCAAUGGAGAGGCUGCCAAGUCAACUCCCAUGGCCUCGCAGCCCGACCCCACAGGGGGCAGCCUGCUGAGGCUGAAUCGUGGCCGGAGUGUCAGUGCCCCCGUAUUAGGAGACACAGAAAGUGGUUGGGACGACACUGCUGUGGCCAAUGACCUCUCAUCCACAUCAUCGGGCACUGACUCAAGCCCCCAGUCUCCCCUGACGCCAGAUGGUAAACGGAGCCCCAAAGGCAUCAGGAAAUUCUGGGGAAAAAUCCGAAGAACUCAGUCAGGAAAUUUCAACACUGAUGCUCCGGGGAUGGCAGAGUUUCGACGCGGUGGGCUCCGGGCAACCGCAGGGCCAAGGCUUUCUAGGACCAGAGACUCCAAGGGUCAGAAAAGUGACGCCGGUGCCCCCUUUGCCCAGUGGAGCACAGAGCGUGUGUGUGCGUGGCUGGAGGACUUCGGCCUGGGUCAGUACGUGAUCUUUGCCAGGCAGUGGGUGACUUCUGGCCACACUUUACUGUCAGCUACCCCUCAGGACAUGGAAAAGGAGUUAGGAAUUAAGCAACCUCUGCACCGGAAGAAGCUGGUUUUAGCAGUGAAAGCCAUCAACACCAAGCAGGAGGAGAAGUCCGCACUGCUCGACCACAUCUGGGUGACACGUUGGCUUGAUGAUAUUGGCUUACCCCAAUAUAAAGAUCAAUUUCAUGAAUCCAGAGUUGAUGGGCGAAUGCUACAAUAUCUGACUGUGAAUGAUCUCCUCUUCUUAAAAGUCACGAGCCAACUACAUCAUCUCAGCAUCAAGUGUGCCAUUCAUGUGCUACAUGUCAACAAGUUCAACCCCCACUGCCUACACCGGCGGCCAGCUGACGAGAGUAACCUUUCUCCUUCAGAAGUUGUACAGUGGUCUAACCACAGGGUGAUGGAGUGGUUGCGAUCUGUGGACCUGGCGGAGUACGCGCCCAAUCUUCGUGGGAGUGGUGUCCAUGGAGGCCUCAUUAUCCUGGAGCCCCGCUUCACUGGGGACACCCUGGCUAUGCUUCUCAAUAUUCCACCGCAGAAGACGCUCCUCAGACGUCACCUAACCACCAAAUUCAAUGCCCUGAUUGGUCCUGAGGCUGAACAGGAGAAGCGAGAGAAAAUGGCCUCCCCGGCUUACACACCACUGACCACCACAGCCAAAGUCCGGCCAAGGAAACUGGGAUUUUCACAUUUUGGAAACAUAAGAAAAAAGAAAUUCGAUGAAUCGACAGACUACAUUUGCCCAAUGGAGCCCAGCGACAGUGCUGGUGACGGUCACAGGGUCUACAGUGGCUACCGGGGCCUUAGCCCCCUCGAUGCCCCUGAACUGGAUGGGCUGGACCAGAUGGCGCCUUCGGAAGGCACUGUGACGCAGAUAGGGCUCCUCUCCCAAGACAUUCACCGUCUCACGACUAUGCUGAGCCAGGACCAGCUGCUGAACGACUCUCGCCUGGCGGCUCCCAACCCUGAGGACUGGAGAUGACUUUCUUCAUGGCCAAGAGGCCAGAGAGGCACGUGUGGGGGCCCCAAGUCUCUGCUUCAAGGGGGGCUGGCACAGCCACCCGCAGAGUCCAGACGGGCUGGCAGGACAUCUUGGAACGUGGGUGCUGACAGGAGCGAGCAGAGUGGUGAACAGAUGUCAGGGGGUGGGCCCAGGGGGCCCCGUGUUUUCAACUGUACUGUGCUCUUCACCACAGCUUUUAUACCUUUUGUACUUUUAUACGUGGACUGCACCCCACUUCUGUGGGGAGGGCAGUGAGACAUCAGCACAGACUCGAUUCAAUGGCUCACGCUCUUCCCUGAGACAGUUGGGAGGUUCUUAACACCAAAGGGAAAGGGCAAUGAGUUCAUAAAAGCUCUGCUGUUAAGAAAAUCCUGAA
Neofelis nebulosa (Clouded leopard) is the source of this 4209-nucleotide messenger RNA. RefSeq names its product PPFIA binding protein 2 (gene PPFIBP2). The transcript has 25 exons. The record is from RefSeq and is a predicted model, not a curated record. Lineage: Eukaryota; Metazoa; Chordata; Mammalia; Carnivora; Felidae. Gene Ontology annotation, cellular component: presynaptic active zone. Gene Ontology annotation, biological process: neuromuscular junction development. Gene Ontology annotation, molecular function: protein binding. The coding region runs from base 1323 to 3812 and encodes 829 amino acids.